This is a messenger RNA of Hyposmocoma kahamanoa, 662 nucleotides long. RefSeq names its product NADH dehydrogenase [ubiquinone] 1 alpha subcomplex subunit 11 (gene ND-B14.7). The transcript is spliced from 2 exons. Gene Ontology annotation, biological process: mitochondrial respiratory chain complex I assembly. NCBI's taxonomy places the organism in Eukaryota, Metazoa, Arthropoda, Insecta, Lepidoptera, Cosmopterigidae. The record is from RefSeq and is a predicted model, not a curated record. Bases 16 to 528 code for a protein of 170 amino acids.
AGUAAACAUUAAACCAUGUCGAUUCUCAAUUACAAAUACUACGAUACACCCGAGGGGCAUGACAUUUUCAAGAAAACAUUUGUUACUACCAAGUAUGCUGCAAUAUCAGGCCUUGCGUACUCCACUUUUGACGUCCUAAUGUUCUCGCAUCCCAAAGGAUUCGUAAACACCGUAGGUCGAGUUGGAUACAUAGUUGGGCCACUAGUGGGCAUGGCCGCAGCGUUUACGGUAACUGCUAACAUGGUGCAGAACUACAGAGGAAAGAAUGAUAAGUUAAACUACUUUUGGGGUGGUGCUGCGGCAGGCGCAAUUUGCGGUGCAUGGAUGCGCUCUGCUACUAUAGGAGUGCCAGCGGCAGUCGUAUUUGGCGCUCUUGCCGUAAUUAAGAAGACUGGCGUCGACGAAGGUUGGACCUUCAUCCCGGACACCACUUUAGCGUCGAAAAGCAUUCAAUCCGUUAGACACGAUUGGACUAUGGCCAAAGAUAUCCCUGAAUUGAAGUCAUACGUUAUAAAACCCGAGCAGUAGAGUGAAGCGUAAAUGUUAAUAGUCUGUACAAAAAAAUCAGUUUGUAAUUUUAUUUAAGUGUUAUUAAAAAUGUAUUCUUAUGUGUUUUGAUAUUAUUAUUAUGCUGCCUGCCGAUUUCAUUUGUGAGCUAGCUU